This is a messenger RNA of Didymodactylos carnosus, 1878 nucleotides long. The record is from the annotation of a GenBank genome assembly. Lineage: Eukaryota; Metazoa; Rotifera; Eurotatoria; Philodinida; Philodinidae.
AUGCAAUUUCAUUAUUAUUAUUAUUAUGAUGAUGAUGAUGAUGAUGAUGAUGAAGAACAAGAAGAAGAAUGCAUUAAAAAAAAUAUUCAAAAAUAUUUAACAAUAAAUAAAAGACAUAUUUUAACGAUACUAAUUAACUCAAUUAUUAUAAUUAUGCCUACAACUGUUAAAGGUUUAACAAUUCAUAAACGAAAUGUUUAUAAUCAUUAUCGUUCACAUACAAUAAAUAAUGAACCUAUUCGUGAAACAUCUUACGGACCUGUAAGAGGAAUUGAAUUUAAAUUUACCGUUGCUGAUAAUAUACCAAAUAUUUUAUAUCGUGUAAAUGCUUGGCUAGGUAUUCCAUUUGCUAAACCAUCUAUUGGACUACGACGAUUUCGUUUACCUGAACCACCAUUACCAUGGACAAAUAUUUAUAAUGCUACACAAUUACCAGCAACAUGUUGGCAAACAGAACAAAUUGUCUAUAAUCUUUCAGCAGAAAAAAUAUGGUCACCAAAUACUAUUCGUAGUGAAAAUUGUUUAUAUUUAAAUGUUUGGGCACCUGUUCAACGACAUCCAAAAACAAAAUUAGCCGUACUUGUAUGGAUUUAUGGUGGAGGUUUUGUAACUGGAACAGCAAGUCUUGAUAUUUAUGAUGGACGUAUUUUAUCAGCAUUAAACAAUGUGAUAGUUGUAUCAAUGCAAUAUAGACUACAAAGUUUUGGUUUUCUUUAUUUAGGAAAACCAGAUGCACCAGGUAAUCAGGGGCUUUAUGAUCAAGUAUUAGCAUUAGAAUGGAUUGCAAAUAAUAUUCAAAAUUUUGGUGGUGAUUCUAAACGUAUAACAUUGUUCGGUGAAAGUGCUGGUGCUGUAUCAGUUGGAUUUCAUUUACUAUCGCCAAAGAGUCGAUCAUUAUUUAAUUCAGCUAUAUUACAAAGUGGUGGUCCAACAGCAAAAUGGGGUUUUAUAACACCUGCUGAAGCUUAUAAUCGUAGUAAAAAAUUUUUACAUGAAUUUUAUUCACUUGUUAAUAAACGUUUACUUGAUAAACCAUGGGAAUCAAAUAGAAUACCUGAUAUAUGUAAACGGAGUGAUACAGAUGAUAUUGAAAUACAAUUUCAAUGUGCCCUCCAUUAUCCUGUAUUAGAUGAAGAACAUUAUGGUUAUACAUGGACAAAUGCUGAGUAUACAAUUCAAGACGGUGGUCCUGUAUUUUUUCUAUUAAUGCCCGUUAUUGAUGGAACAUUUCUACCUCAAAAUCCCAUAACAAUGUUAAAAACAGGAAAUUUUAAAAAAUGUCCAUUAUUAUUAGGUGCAAAUCAAGAUGAAGGAAGUUAUUUUAUGGUCUAUGCAACGGGAAAUGAUAAGGUGCCUGGCAACGCUUUGCCAGAUGUUUCCUAUUCAACAUUUUUAAAACAUUUAGAAUUAUAUUACAAUUAUAUUCCUUCUUAUCCAUACAAAGGACCAGCAAUUGUAUUAAAAAGUGUCAUACAAAGAUAUACUGAUUGGGUAGAUUGGACGGAUAAUAUUAAAAAUGCUAUUAGGUUAAGAGAUGAAAUUGUAUUUAUUUUUGGUGAACCUCUUAAUCAUACAGAUCAAAAACACUAUACGAAAGAAGAAGUACAAUUAAGUAGACGAAUAAUGACAUAUUGGAGUAAUUUUGCCAAACACAAUGAUCCAAAUGGUAAUGAUACAAAUUUUCCAUAUGAUUGGCCAAAAUAUUCUUAUCCAGCUCGAAAGCAUAUUGUGUUAGACACAAAUAGUAAAAGUACAGGUGUAGCAUUACGCGCAGAAUACUGUGCAUUUUGGGAAGAAUAUAUUCCUAUUCUACUUGAAGAGUUUGACCAAGAAAAAUUCUUUUUACGUAAUUUCAAGCAAGUAGAAAAUGAAAAAUGA